GCGAGGGUUACUUAGUCCCAUAAUAUAGGUAUAUACACAAACUAUCUUCAGAAAGUGAGAUAUUUCUUUCUCUAUUUUCUAUUUUCUAUUUUCUGAUGUUUUUAAUUUUGAGGUAGUGGCAGUAUGUUUGAACAAAAGGAAAAUCCUUUCCAAAGAGCGCCAACUUCAAAACCCCCUUUUACAAUUGGUGAUAUAAAAAAAGCCAUUCCUCCUCACUGCUUUCAUCCAUCUUUUAUUCGCUCGUUUUCUUAUCUUGUUCAAGAUUUCAUACUUGUCUCCGUUUUUUACUACAUCGCCACCACUUUUUUUCACCUAUUUCCUUCCCCUUAUAAUUACGUUGCAUGGGUUAUUUACUGGAUCGUUCAAGGUUUAGUUUUUUCUGCAAUAUGGGUCAUUGCCCAUGAAUGUGGCCACCAUUCAUUUAGUGAUUACCAUUUGGUAAAUGACACUAUUGGUUUCAUCCUCCAUUCUGCACUUCUCGUCCCAUAUUUCUCAUGGAAAAAUAUUCAUCGCCGUCACCACUCUAACACUGGUUCCCUUGAAAGUGACAUUUUGUUCGUGCCAAGGCUUAAAUCCGAACUAAGAUGGUACCAUAAAUACUUGAAUAAUCCAAUAGGACAAGUAGUCACACUUGCCUGCACUCUCAUUCUUGGCGAGCCUUUGCACUCGGCAUUCAAUGUCUUGGGCAAUCCUAGUGAUCCUUUUGCAUGUCAUUUUGAUCCAUAUGCACCUAUAUAUAAUGACCGUGAGAGGAAACAAAUUUACAUUUCAAAUGCAGGUGUGAUUGCAGCUACUUAUGUGUUGUAUCGUCUUGCUUUGGCAAAAGGGCUAGCUUGGGUUAUAUGCUUCUAUGGGGUACCCCUCCUAAUCACGAAAACCCUUUAUAUAUUAACCACUUUUUUGCACCAUACUCAUCCUUCAGUGCCACAUUAUGAUUCAUCUGAGUGGGAUUGGUUAAGAGGAGCUCUAGCUACUAUAGACAGAGACAAUGGUUCUUUACUAAAUAAAGUCACUCACCACAUUACAGAUACUCAUGUUGUGCAUCAUCUAUUCUCAGCCAUUCCACAUUACCAUGCAGUGGAGGCAACCAAAGCUAUUAAGCCAUUGUUAGGAGAAUAUUACCAAUUUGAUAAUACCACAGUUCAUAAGGCAAUAUGGAGGGAUUUUAAGAAGUGCAUCUAUGUGGAGAAAGAUGAAGGAUCUCAAGCUAAGGGUGUUUUUUGGUAUAAAAACAAGUUCUGAAAGUUGAACACCAAUAACUAUUUACCUAUAUAUUGGUUUAGUGUUCAAUAUAAUACUCGUGGUAAUAAGUAUUUUGGAUUGUGUAUCGUAUUUGUUAUUACUUUAAAUAAAUUGUGUGUUUGAGUUGUUACUUUAUUUAUUGUACUUAUUGUUAAAUUGGUCGUUAUAUAUGUCAC
Messenger RNA from Nicotiana attenuata, 1418 nucleotides. Its product is annotated as delta(12)-fatty-acid desaturase FAD2-like. The record is from RefSeq and is a predicted model, not a curated record. Gene Ontology annotation, molecular function: oxidoreductase activity, acting on paired donors, with oxidation of a pair of donors resulting in the reduction of molecular oxygen to two molecules of water. The coding region runs from base 124 to 1242 and encodes 372 amino acids. The transcript has a single exon. Gene Ontology annotation, biological process: lipid metabolic process. Lineage: Eukaryota; Viridiplantae; Streptophyta; Magnoliopsida; Solanales; Solanaceae.